AUGCGUGAUAUAAGCACACCCAUCUCACUGGGUGCGUUUUCUCCCCUCAACCAACACCCAGUGAAACAGAGAAAAUCCUGCCAUCCAGAACCACACACUCCCAUCCCACCUCACCAUUUCUUUAGAGUGUUCUCCCCAUCAGCUGCCACCCAGCCGCCACACACCCUCGCAUGCUGCACCAAUGCCUGCAGCCACGCCGCAUCUCCAUCCCCACCAUUCCCCGCCAGCAUCUGCUCCAAUGCCUGCUUGACACGUUGCAGCACCUCCCAUGCUGCCUGCAUCGCCAUAGCUGCCAGCAUAGCCCCUUCCCAUACCUCCAACCUCCCACCCCUGCUGCUACUUCUCCCUUUUCUUUCCUCUCCUGUGCAAUGGCCCCCUCUUCUCCUUCAGAUUCCCUCUCCUUCACCCCGACUGUCCACCCCGUCCCCUCACUCCCCUCCUCUCCCUCCUUCCAGAUCUGAACCCCCAUGGCAGUCAGGAGGGACAGCAGGGGUGCUCUUCCCUCCCUCUUUCCCCUCUUUUCCCCCAUCAUUCACAUCACACCCCUCUCCGAUCCCAGUUUCCCCCCUCGCUGCUCUCCACUCCACAGAACCGGUCUGCCUCCACCCCAUCACCACACCAUCCCUCUCCCCUCCCUCCCCUCUUUUCUCCUCCCCUCUUUUCUCUCCCCCUCCCUCCCCUCUUUUCUCCUCCCCUCCCUGCCCUCUUUUCUCCUCCCCUCCCUCCCCUCUUUUCUCCUCCCCUCCCUCCCCUCUUUUCUCCUCCCCUCCCUCCCCUCUUUUCUCCUCCCCUCCCUGCCCUCUUUUCUCCUCCCCUCCCUGCCCUCUUUUCUCCUCCCCUCCCUCCCCUCUUUUCUCCUCCCCUCCCUGCCCUCCCUCCCUGCCCUCCCUCCCCUCUUUUCUCCUCCCCUCCUCCCCUCUUUUCUCCUCCCCUCUUUUCUCCUCCCCUCUUUUCUCCUCCCCUCCUCCCCUCUUUUCUCCUCCCCUCCUCCCCUCAAUUCUCCUCCCCUCUUUUCUCCUCCACUCCACCCCUCUUUUCUCCUCCCCUCCUCCCCUCUUUUCUCCUCCCCUCCUCCCCUCUUUUCUCCUCCCCUCCUCCCCUCUUUUCUCCUCCCAUCCUCCCCUCUUUUCUCCUCCCCUCUUUUCUCCUCCCCUCCUCCCCUCUUUUCUCCUCCCCUCCUCCCCUCAAUUCUCCUCCCCUCUUUUCUCCUCCACUCCACCCCUCUUUUCUCCUCCCCUCCUCCCCUCUUUUCUCCUCCCCUCCUCCCCUCUUUUCUCCUCCCCUCCUCCCCUCUUUUCUCCUCCCAUCCUCCCCUCUUUUCUCCUCCCCUCUUUUCUCCUCCCCUCUUUUCUCCUCCCCUCUUUUCUCCUCCCCUCUUUUCUCCUCCCCUCUUUUCUCCUCCCCUCUUUUCUCCUCCCCUCCCUCCUCUCUUUACUCUCUUCCCCUCCUCCCAUCACUCCACUCUCUCCCUCACAUCCCUCCCCUCCAACAGCCUCCUCUCAUCCACACUAG
Closterium sp. Naga37s-1 is the source of this 1512-nucleotide messenger RNA. Lineage: Eukaryota; Viridiplantae; Streptophyta; Zygnematophyceae; Desmidiales; Closteriaceae. The record is from the annotation of a GenBank genome assembly.